Mercurialis annua (annual mercury) is the source of this 1965-nucleotide messenger RNA. RefSeq names its product transcription factor bHLH130-like. NCBI's taxonomy places the organism in Eukaryota, Viridiplantae, Streptophyta, Magnoliopsida, Malpighiales, Euphorbiaceae. Gene Ontology annotation, biological process: regulation of transcription by RNA polymerase II. Bases 470 to 1558 code for a protein of 362 amino acids. The record is from RefSeq and is a predicted model, not a curated record. The transcript is spliced from 6 exons. Gene Ontology annotation, molecular function: protein dimerization activity; RNA polymerase II cis-regulatory region sequence-specific DNA binding; DNA-binding transcription factor activity, RNA polymerase II-specific. Gene Ontology annotation, cellular component: nucleus.
UCCAUCUUCUGAGUUUGCACAAAACAAAAUAAAAAAAUUAAAAUCUUUUAUCUGUUCAUCCUUCCCAAUCUUUUUACAUCAACCUUGCUUUUAAAUUCUCUUAUUUUAUUCUUCUGAUUUUUUCUUUUCCACUAAAAAUCACAAAUACCAGCAAGAAAACCUCCAUUUAUUAUCAGUUUUUUCUUAUCUUCACUACCCACUAAAUAUUUUUUAUGCUUCCUUAAAAGUUCUUGAACUUUUUGGUUGAAUUAGCUUCUUCUUCAAGAUCUUAUCUUCACUCUGCUUAAAAAAUAAGCUAAAAAUCAACUUUUUUUCCCUUGAGAAAGUGAUGCUAAAAUAUUCCAAGAAUUUUUUGAGGUAAUAAAUUAGUAUUAAGGUAGUGUAACAGUUCCCUUCCAUCUAAAUCUCUUGACUAAACCCUACAACAGUUUCAGACCAAAAUAAUCAGAGCACUUUGUUUGUUGUUGUAAUGGAUUCAAGUAGUAAUAAUCAUAAUUUUCAUCAACAGCAACAUCCAAGUUCAGGGUUAUUAAGGUUUCGGUCCGCUCCAAGUUCAUUUCUUUCAAAUUCCAAUGACAAUGGAGGAAUUUGUACUAAUGAUUCUGUUAUUGGUUUUCAAGAAUUUGAAGAUAAAUCAGGUGUAAGAGGCUCUGUUAAUUAUUUGAAUUCGACCCAGAGUAGUUAUUCGGGUUUGCCUCCGCAUUAUCCGAGUUGUUCUUCAGCUAUGGAUGGCUCGUUCGGGUUGAUUGGUGGCGGUAAUCAUGAGCAAGUCAAACGGGUUGAUUCAAAUCUUGCUAGACAGAAUAGCUCACCUGCUGGUCUUUUUGGGAAUCUUUCUCCCCAAAAUGGGUAUGCCACCGUGAAAGGAAUUGGGAACUAUGGUGGGGUGAAUGGUACUAAUGGAGAAGUAAGUCCAAGACUAAAAACUCAACUUAGCUUCUCAUCAAGAGUACCUUCUUCCUUAGGCAUAUUGUCACAAAUUUCAGAAAUUGGGAGUGAAAGCAUUGAUGCUGCUGCUAGCCCAGAUAGCGGAAAGCUCGGAAAUGGAAAUGGUGAUGGUCGAUUUUAUAGUAGUAAUGGGUACUCUUAUGGUUCUUGGAAUGAUUCUCCUUUUGCGGAGAAUUUUAAUAGCUUGAAAAGAGAUUCAAAUGAUAAUACCAAACUGUUUUCUAGUGCACAGAAUGGUGAGCUCGGCAAUCGCGUUCAUUUACUGUCGCAUCACUUGAGUUUGCCGAAGACUUCAGUUGAUAUGGUUGCUAUGGAAAAGUUUCUGCAUUUUCAAGAUUCUGUUCCUUGUAAAAUAAGAGCUAAGCGAGGCUGUGCUACUCAUCCUCGAAGCAUUGCAGAAAGAGUGAGAAGAACCCGUAUUAGCGAAAGAAUGAGGAAACUACAAGAACUUGUUCCAAACAUGGACAAGCAAACAAACACAGCAGAUAUGUUGGAUUUGGCUGUAGAUUACAUAAAAGAUCUCCAGAAGCAAUACAAGAAUCUGAGUGACAGCCGAAUGAAGUGCAAGUGUUUGAGUAAGCAGAAGCCUGUGCAAAACCAUUUAGUUUGACAUGCUUCUGUACAGGAAAUCGACAAAAUAAUUAGAAAAGGACCACUUCUAGUUAGAAAAUGAUAUAUUUUCUUCUUUGCAAUGAUCAAGCAUAGUCAGUGGCGCUUGGAUUUAGGAUUUCGUUUCAGCCCGGGUUUAUUGUCUGGUUCACCUUUGACAUUCCAGUAGUGCAGGUUUACCUUCAUCUAAUCCAGAAUUCACUAUAAACCGUACCUCUUUUUUUUAAGAAAAAUACCCGACGCCAGCCCGUGCUGAAGCCUAUCCUAAUCUUAGGGUAGUUAUGCCUUUGAGCACACUGUGUUUACUGCUGGAAAGCUUUCAAAUACACAAUACAUGAAUAAAAGAUAGAAAUGUACAGGAACAUGUUCUUGUUGUUAUACAUCAAUUUCAAUUCCUUGUUACUGUAA